AAGUCCAUUCGCGCACACAUACAUGCCCAUUGCGAAGUAAACAAACUCACAUUGGAUUGGAUCGCCUGUGUUAGCGUAUCAAUUCUCGCUGUGCUCGUGGCCAAAAUCAAUGGGUCUGCACUGAACGCCAGCAAUUAUCAGUACCAAGUGGUGGCCGAGCAGAGAGCGCCAGACGAUUCCCAGAUCGAAUAUAUAUUCCUCCAACAGUCGGAUAUGAUGAAGGUAUGGGGCACAAAUCUCACUGCCAUUACCUGGGCCCAUGCCGUCAACAGCCAGCAAUUGCUGGACGAGGUCCUAACCGAAACCAGUGGCAUUGACUUCAUCGAAGCGGACAUUGUGCUGGGCAAACUGAAUGGCGAUGGCGAGGACAUGCCCAUAAUGGCCCAUCCGCCGGCCAAUGUCUCUGAUCUUACGCUGGCGGAUUUUCUCUACCAGAUCAUUAAUUUCAACCGGGAUCAUGAGGACCAAAAAAAGGGUGUUAAGCUCGACUUCAAGUCGAUCGAGGUGUUCGAGGGUUCCCUGGACAUUCUGGAUGUGAAUAUUCCGAACCCUACCACGUAUCCUGUGUGGAUAAACGCCGAUAUUCUAAGUGGUCCCGUGGAACAGAAUAGGACCGUGCCCGUUGAUGCGGACCGAUUUUUCGCCGGCUGUAUGCGCUACAAACAGGCAGUGCUCUCCAUCGGCUGGACAACUAACUGGGGAGCCGACUUCCGGGAUGGCGAGUACACGCAGCAGCAGUGCGAUGACAUGCUGGAAACGCUGAGCGGGAACAAUGUCCUAUCCACUGGCCAGGCCAUAACCUUUCCCGUGCGCGCUGGCAUUGCCGCCAAUAGCGAGGAGCAACUGCAUCGACUGGUGGCCGCGGUAAAUGAGACAAACGAGAGCACCCUGACCAUCUGGUCGUCUGCCGGUGACUAUGUGGAUGUGGAUAAGUUGCGAAAGCUGAUCUUCAGCUUCGGGUUGGACAGAGUCUAUCUGGAUGUGCAGGAGGAGCUGGCCUCACAAUUGAACCUGGACAAUCCCGGCAACGGAGCCAGCACCUUCAAAUCCCUGUUUGGCUUCAGUUUCGUGAGCCUUUGUUUUUGGGCGCUGUCUAGCUGGAUGCAGCAGUUAUAAUAUACGUAAAUAAUAUAAGUACGGUAAUCAGAGCAAUUUUUAUACAACUUCCAGAAAACACCAUUAAAACUUAUACUUUUA
Messenger RNA from Drosophila mauritiana, 1197 nucleotides. Its product is annotated as protein FAM151B. The transcript has 4 exons. The record is from RefSeq and is a predicted model, not a curated record. NCBI's taxonomy places the organism in Eukaryota, Metazoa, Arthropoda, Insecta, Diptera, Drosophilidae. The coding region runs from base 214 to 1116 and encodes 300 amino acids.